Molecule: messenger RNA, 1497 nt
Organism: Bufo bufo (common toad)
Lineage: Eukaryota; Metazoa; Chordata; Amphibia; Anura; Bufonidae
Product: COBW domain-containing protein 2-like
Exons: 16
Coding region: 163-1245 (360 amino acids)
Cellular component (GO): cytoplasm
Source: RefSeq, a predicted model, not a curated record
CAGAGAGCCUUCUCCUAUGGCACGCAGUACGGCGGCUCCAGCCUACGGAGGAGUCCGUGUUUCUGGGGGAAGCAUUUAACUGCUGCACCACAAGACGCCGAGCGGGUGCACGUCUCGGGCUGUGAUCCGUGUGCGGUGAUAGUUUAAAGCUCUAUUAUCUUCAUGGAGGAAGAUGAAGACUGCCCAGAACUUGUUCCCAUCAUACAACUGGUACAGGAUGAACAAACCCAGUGCAGGAUUCCAGUCACUAUCAUUACAGGUUACUUAGGUGCCGGGAAGACUACGCUUUUGAACUACAUUUUGACAGAACAGCACAACAAAAGAAUUGCAGUCAUUGUUAAUGAGUUUGGUGAAGGCAGUGUCGUGGAAAAGUCUUUGGCUAUCAGCCAGGCUGGAGAACUUUACGAGGAGUGGUUGGAGUUAAGAAAUGGUUGCCUAUGCUGCUCUGUAAAGGACAAUGGACUAAAAGCAAUAGAAAAUCUAAUGCAGAAGAAAGGAAAGUUUGACUACAUACUGCUGGAAACCUCGGGUUUAGCAGAUCCAGGUGCUGUUGCUUCCAUGUUCUGGGUUGAUGCUGAGCUGGGAAGUGACAUCUAUCUAGAUGGCGUUGUGUCGGUGGUGGAUGCCAAAUAUGCCCUGCAGCACCUACUGGAAGAGAAACCAGAGGGUCUUAUAAAUGAAGCUGCUAGGCAGGUAGCACUGGCGGACGUGAUCAUUAUCAACAAAACUGAUUUAGUAUCAGUUCAAGAACUGGAGGAUGUGAGAUCUGUUGCCAGGUCAAUAAAUGGACUUGUGAAAAUUUUGGAAACUCGAAGAGCUAGGGUGGACCUAGCAGAAAUUUUAGAUUUACAUGCGUUUGACAGUUUGUCUGGGAAGAGUUUGCAGGACAAGCUGAUCAGCAGUACUGCUCAUCCACAUCUGGAUAAGAGUAUUGUCACAGUUACAUUUGAGGUCUUUGGAAAUGUGAUUGAAGAAAACCUCCAUUUGUUUAUACAGAAUUUGCUUUGGGAGAAAAAUGUUAACAAUAGAAUUGGUGUUUCCAUGGAGGUGAUAAGAUUGAAGGGUUUGGUGGCAAUAGACGAUAAGCAUCAGCAGGUUAUUGUACAAGGAGUUCAUGAGUUAUACGACCUUGAAGAGACACAAGUGACCUGGGAAGGCGAAAGGCUAAAUCGGAUGGUGUUUAUAGGCAGACAUUUGGAUAAAGACGUUCUUAAACAGCUCUUUGAAUCUACUCUGAAAAGCUAACACUCCCAUCCUAUCGAAGUUGAUGAUUGGCUGGUCUCCUAAAACAUGAAUAUGCAGUUCUUCUGGAUUCUGUCGUUUAGACAGACGGACACGUUUUAUCUAUAGAUUUGUAAUAUAUUGUUAAAUAUCAAAUUACAUGUAAUAAAACAUUUUUUUUCUGAGACUCUUAAUAGAUGACUUACUAAGGUUACUUUCACACUAGCGUUUUAGUUUUCCGGUAUUGAGAUCCGUCAUAGGGGCUCAGUACCACAA